Molecule: messenger RNA, 3005 nt
Organism: Sphaerodactylus townsendi
Lineage: Eukaryota; Metazoa; Chordata; Lepidosauria; Squamata; Sphaerodactylidae
Gene: SLC17A8
Product: solute carrier family 17 member 8
Exons: 12
Coding region: 361-2112 (583 amino acids)
Biological process (GO): transmembrane transport; neurotransmitter loading into synaptic vesicle; regulation of synapse structure or activity
Cellular component (GO): synaptic vesicle membrane; excitatory synapse
Molecular function (GO): L-glutamate transmembrane transporter activity; neurotransmitter transmembrane transporter activity
Source: RefSeq, a predicted model, not a curated record
AUGAGCAGUUGUAAUGUGCUUCAGUCAGAUGCUCAGGCAGAAGCACCAAGUCCCAUAUUACCAACAUCAAGGUGACCUUUUGUGUUAGCCUCUUCCAUUCAAGAUUAUCAGAUCCAGAACAAUAAAGCCAGCAUAGCAGCAAUCCUGUGUCAGCUAUUGGCGAUUUUGGGGAUACUAUUUGGAAAUUUUCAAUCCGACUGACAUUUUUGAGGAUUAACAUUGAGAUCUCUCGAUCAUCUUGUCACCAUCCCAGGAUUUUAGAAAAGGGAACUGAGGGAUACUACAAACAUCUGAGGAAAAAGUCACACAAUACAGCAAGCAAAUGUUCAACUAAAGGUUUUAUUUGAGAAGGAAGAUAAGAUGCCUUUUGAGGUACUGAAUUCAUUCAGACAGAGAUUUUUAAAGCCUGGGAAGGAAGAGGUGAAGAAUACUGUUAGUGACUCACUGGGACGCUUCCAAAGAAAAAUUGAUGGAACCAACCUAGAAGAAGAUAACAUAGAACUGAAUGAAGAAGGAAGAUGUGUACAGGCAGCUACUCAGAAACCUCCCUUGUUUGACUGCCAUUGCUGUGGACUACCCAAGCGCUACAUUAUUGCUAUAAUGAGUGGCCUGGGGUUUUGCAUUUCUUUUGGAAUUAGAUGCAAUCUUGGAGUUGCUAUAGUAGAAAUGGUUAACAACAACACAGUUUAUGUGGAUGGAAAACCAGAAAUCGAGAAAGCACAAUUCAACUGGGAUCCGGAGACCGUGGGGCUUAUUCAUGGCUCAUUUUUCUGGGGUUACAUUGUCACACAAAUUCCAGGAGGCUUCAUUGCAAACAAACUAGCAGCCAAUAGAGUAUUCGGAGCAGCCAUUUUCCUAACUUCCACACUGAAUAUGUUCAUUCCUGCAGCUGCCAGAGUACAUUAUGGUUGUGUUAUGUUUGUAAGAAUUUUACAAGGUCUCGUGGAGGGUGUGACCUACCCAGCUUGCCAUGGGAUGUGGAGUAAAUGGGCUCCUCCAUUGGAGAGAAGCAGGCUAGCAACCACAUCUUUCUGUGGUUCUUACGCUGGGGCAGUAGUUGCUAUGCCCCUAGCAGGUGUACUGGUACAGUAUAUAGGAUGGGCAUCAGUUUUUUAUAUAUAUGGAAUGUUUGGGAUUUUCUGGUACAUGUUUUGGCUUUUGCAUGCCUACGAGAGCCCAGCCGCACACCCUACAAUAACCAAUGAGGAAAGAACUUAUAUAGAAACAAGUAUAGGAGGAGCCAAUCUAGUCAAUGCCAGCAGAUUUAGUACCCCAUGGAAACGGUUUUUCACCUCAAUGCCAGUUUAUGCAAUCAUUGUGGCAAACUUUUGCAGAAGUUGGACUUUCUACUUGUUGCUAAUAAGUCAGCCUGCUUAUUUUGAAGAGGUCUUUGGAUUUGCAAUAAGUAAGGUUGGUCUUUUGUCUGCGGUUCCACAUAUGGUCAUGACAAUAAUUGUACCCAUUGGAGGGCAGUUGGCUGACUUUUUACGAAGCAGAAGGAUUUUAACAACUACUGCAGUAAGAAAAAUCAUGAACUGUGGAGGAUUUGGGAUGGAAGCUACCUUGCUUUUGGUGGUUGGCUAUUCUCACACAAGAGGGGUCGCCAUUUCUUUCUUGGUUUUGGCAGUAGGCUUUAGCGGAUUUGCGAUUUCAGGAUUCAAUGUCAACCAUUUAGAUAUUGCACCCCGCUAUGCCAGCAUCCUCAUGGGCAUCUCCAAUGGAGUGGGGACACUUUCAGGGAUGGUGUGUCCCCUCAUUGUUGGUGCAAUGACUAAACAUAAGACUCGUGAAGAGUGGCAAAAUGUCUUCUUAAUAGCCGCCCUAGUUCACUAUAGCGGAGUGAUAUUUUAUGCUAUUUUUGCUUCUGGAGAAAAGCAGGAGUGGGCUGACCCAGAAAACUUGAAUGAAGAGAAAUGUGGAAUAAUUGACCAAGAUGAACUAGCUGAAGAGACUGAUCUGAACAGUGUUAGCCCAAAGAAAACAUAUGGUGCUACCUUUCAAAAUGAUGAAGUGCAAGGGAAAGUGCUGCAAAAGCAAAAGGAAGUGAUGCAAGAUCUAGAAGAACAGACUUCCUACCAAUAUGAAAAUGGAAACUUUCAAGAUAUGUCAUAAUAUCUGACCAUAAUUUGUGUAACCAUUAUGUACCCUGCACAAAACCAAGCAGUAUCUAUUAUUAUCUAGUUGUUAUUUUGUGAAUAAUCUUGCCAAAUGGCUAGCUAUGAUAUAGUAAUUUUCAACCUGUAGCACAGAAAAAGAACAAAGUGGGAUGUCUGAUAUCCCUAUGUUCAGCCCUUGAUUUCUUUGUGAAGGCCAUGGUGUUUUUAUACUGUAUACACCCCCACUAUUUAUUUUAACUGUUUCUAAAUCCUUUUCAAGUGAACUGUUCAUCAGGUGAAUAUUAUCAACAAAGAGGUUCUGAGAAACAGCCAUUUUUAGGGAUGCAGUUAUGUUAUUUACUGCAAUACCAUCAUCAUCCGUUAACUAAACAUGUCUUCGGCACCUAGUACGCUGUAACAGAGAAAGUACUAUGGUACAGCUGUAAUGCAGCACUUUAAGCAAAUGAAAAUGAAAACUGAUCAUUAGAUGUAAUUUUAGAAAGUCUACUGGGUAGAUUUUCACUUCUCAAUUCCCUUUUUGCUGGUACAGAUAACAUGAAUGUCCUUGGAAGAGAUAUUUUUCAAAACUCUUCAGAAUAUAUAUGAGUAUUCUAAUAAUGGUUAUGAUUAGAAUGUCUGUAUUGCUGGAUGCAUAAGUUCUGGAUGGCUGACCUAUCAAUCUAUAUGCACCAUGAGACCCUAUGCUAUUUCUUCAGCUUUGCUGUGAUAUACUUGCUUGUAAUUGAAGGGGCCAGUCCAAGGGACAUCUGCACAAAUGCCACUAAAAUCAUUGAAAUGUUUGUGCAAGAAAGUAGGUGUGGUCUUAUUCAUUUCAAUGAUACUUGCAUAGAUGAAGCUUCCAUUAGGUUGGCCUGAUGCUAGACUAUGUACUUUUGGAUAGGAGGAUUU